GGGGACACUGGCAGUAGAACAGCUCAUCCAACAUGAUGGCUGUCUUGGCUUCUUCAGGGGUGUGGCUCCUUGUCAUGAUGACUGGUGCAAUCAAUGGCUACCGCACAAUGAAAGCUUUGGAUCCUUAUAGUGGUUAUAAUGUGGACUCUUCCUCUGGUACUGGUGGAGAAGUACCUCUGAUGGGGCCUGUAAAAGCAGGCUCUGGUUCUUCAGCUGUGUAUCCAGUUUACCAGUCUGCUCCACAUGAACAACCUGAAUACAUCCAAUGGCGCGCGCCGAUGAGAAAAGCGCCUGAUCCUUAUGGUUCCAUGUAUACUGCGCCUGCAUACUCCCAGUAUGACGGCAGCUCUCCGUUAGGCUCAACGCAAUCAAGACCUCCAGUUCCCCCGAUGCAAGUACAACCACCAGGCCCUUUCUUUCAUGGAGCAUCAUCUAAUGAUCCAAGGUUUGCCUCCAAUCCUAAGCCACCUGGUCUUCAUAAUGAGAGCCCACCUGGCCCAUUUCUUCCUGUAUUUCAACCAGGUGACUUCUCCUACGAGGAGAAAACUUAUGAACACGGAAACUACGACACUGACUCUGAAGAGCAAGGUCCUCCUUCCCAGUACCUCCCUGUCCCAACUCUCAACAGGCUCCCUAUCAGCAGCCCACUGGCGUUGCAUGCACUUUUGGAUAGAUUUCGGCUUGGUUAUCCUUUUAUGGAUUACAUGUUGCUGACCAGACCGUAUCCCACAGGCACAUACACACUUUCCACCGAUAACUUUGAACAUGGGAGGAACCAGUGGCAUAACUCUUUUGGGGCUCCUGGUGGCCCCAUUAAGCAAUUGGACCCCUUUCAUGACUCCAGGAGAUUAAAGUAUUUUAGACGACCUGUACUACAGACUAUUGGAAAUACUGAUGUAACUGGAUUCUCCAGUCCUACAGAGGAGCUGGUCUGAAUCUUCUGCGUGGGCAGCUUCUGAUCAUGUGA
This is a messenger RNA of Nematolebias whitei (Rio pearlfish), 967 nucleotides long. RefSeq lists its product as uncharacterized. The record is from RefSeq and is a predicted model, not a curated record. Lineage: Eukaryota; Metazoa; Chordata; Actinopteri; Cyprinodontiformes; Rivulidae. Bases 33 to 935 code for a protein of 300 amino acids. The transcript is spliced from 4 exons.